Messenger RNA from Salmo salar (Atlantic salmon), 1284 nucleotides. NCBI's taxonomy places the organism in Eukaryota, Metazoa, Chordata, Actinopteri, Salmoniformes, Salmonidae. The record is from RefSeq and is a predicted model, not a curated record.
AGACCACACUCUACCAGUAAACACUGAGGACUUGUUUGUCUGCAACAAACGUCUGUUAUUAAGUAGUGAGCGGCUGUCCAGGCUAGGGAAGGAGCCGGGCCAGCAGAGAGUGAAGAGGUGGGGAUUUGGGAUUAAAGAGGUGUUGAAGGAUCCUCUGUCUCUCUCUAGUAAGGAGCCGGGCCAGCAGAGAGUGAAGAGUAAGGAGCCGGGCCAGCAGAGAGUGAAGAGGUGGGGAUUUGGGAUUAAUGAGGUGUUGAAGGAUCCCGUUGGGAGAGAACAGUUCCUCAAAUUCUUGGAGUCAGAGUUCAGCUCAGAGAACCUCAGGUUCUGGUUGGCGGUUCAGGAGGUGAAGAAGAGGCCGAUCCGGGAGGUCCCUACAAGGGUCCAGGAGAUUUGGCAGGAGUUCUUGGCCCCAGGGGCCCCCAGUGCCAUUAACGUUGACUCCAAGAGUUACGACAAGACCACACAGAAUGUCAAGGAUCCCGGACGAUACGCCUUCGAGGACGCACAGGAGCACAUCUACAAGCUGAUGAAGAGUGAUUCCUACAGCCGUUUCCUCCGCUCUAAUUUCUACCAGGAGCUGCUACAGGCCAAGAAAAAGAAAAGUAAGAACUUAUUCUGAGGAAUUCCACGUCCAGGUCAAAUAAUUUUGAUGGAAUCACCCUGGAACAAUGUAGUGUUUUAGCCAGGGAGAGAGAGAGGAGAAAGGACCAGAUCAUUUGGACAUUAAUACAGGUCUUGUCCGUCUCGAGGAUCCACCACUCGUCUGACGUUAAAAGGAGUUGAUUUCCGAUCGUGUCAUUUCAUUCUGUUCUGUCCCCAGCAGUACAAAAAGUAGGAUCAAGGCUUCUUGAAUUUUUUAUUUUUUUGCUGAUAGACAUUCAAGUGAACUCACAAAUGCCUUGUCCUCUAUGAACAUGCCUUUUAGCUACAUUAUCAACUGGAUCUCAUCGCUUGUGUGUGUGUCUCCAACUCCAUCACAAGAUGGGAAUAAUGUGUCAAAUAUGUAAAAAAACAAAACAAAACAUGCUAAAAAUAAAUCUGUCAAACCAGGAAACAUCUUCUUCCUAGGAACAUCCUAGGUCUAUUGGAUUAUUAUUAUUAUUAUUAUUAUUAUAUAUUAUAUUAUUAUAUUAUUAUUAUUAUUUUAUUAUUAUUGUUAUUAUAUUAUUAUUAUAUUAUUUUAUAUUAUUAUUAUUACUACUGCCGUUCUAAGGAAGCACGUAUUCAUUCUAAUAUAGCACAGUUGGAUUAGCCUUUUAUUGCACUAUGGAAUUUAGCAGC